Messenger RNA from Maudiozyma barnettii, 1203 nucleotides. RefSeq names its product peptidylprolyl isomerase FPR4 (gene FPR4). The transcript has a single exon. Gene Ontology annotation, cellular component: chromatin; nucleolus. The record is from RefSeq and is a predicted model, not a curated record. Gene Ontology annotation, molecular function: macrolide binding; peptidyl-prolyl cis-trans isomerase activity. The coding region runs from base 1 to 1203 and encodes 400 amino acids. Lineage: Eukaryota; Fungi; Ascomycota; Saccharomycetes; Saccharomycetales; Saccharomycetaceae.
AUGGCCGAUAUGCUACCCCUAGCCACUUACAGUAUCAAUGUGGAACCAUAUGACCCAACUCCAGCUAUUGGUCUAGACAUGCCAGUCACUAUCCAUUUGACUAUGGCUGCUAUUGACCCAGAAGCUUUUGAUGAUGAAAAGAAGCCAUCCACUUUGAGAAUGAUCAAGAGAAACCCAGAUUAUGACUUGUAUGACUACGAUGAUGACGAAGAAGAAGAAGAAGAAGAAGAAGAAGAAGAAGAAGAAAAGCCAAAGUCUAAGAAGGGUAAGAAGCAUGAUCACAAGCACGACCAUGAUCAUGAAGAUGAAGAAGGUGAAGAAGGUGAAGAAGAAGAAAUUGACGAUGAGUUUGAAGAAUGUGUCCUGGUUACUCUAUCUCCAGAAACUGGUUUCCAACAAUCUUUGGAUAUCACUAUUGCUCCAGAAGAAGAUAUCCAAUUUGUUGUUACUGGUUCCUACACAGUCUCUUUGUCUGGUAACUACAUCAAGCAUCCAUUUGACACUCCUAUCGAAGGUCUAGAUUCUGAUGAAGAAGAUGAAGAAGACUACGACGAUGAGGACAACUUAGAAGAUCUAAUUAAUGAUGAAGAUGAAGAAAUUGAAGAUCUAGAUGACGAACAGUUAAGUGAUGAACUAGAUGACUUGGAAGAUGCUAGCGAUAUCGAAGGUCGUAUUGAAGAAUUAGUUGCUGAAGAAAAACAAAAGAAGAACAAGAAGCAAAAUAAGAGAAAGCAAGAGGCUGAAGAAGAAAAAGAAUCUGAAGAAGAAGAAGAAAAGCUAACUAAGAAGGCUAAGAAGUCCAAGAAGGUCGAAUUCAAGAAGGACUUAGAAGAAGGUCCAACCAAGAAGAAAGAAGAAGCAAAGCCAAAGGCUAAGACUCUAGCUGGUGGUAUCGUCGUUGAAGACCGUAUCAGUGGUAAAGGUCAACUAGCUAAGAAAGGUUCCAGAAUUGGUAUGAGAUAUAUCGGAAAGUUAAAGAACGGUAAAGUCUUUGACAAAAACACAAGCGGUAAGCCAUUUGCUUUCAAGUUGGGUCAAGGUGAAGUCAUCAAGGGCUGGGACAUUGGUGUUGCUGGCAUGGCUGUUGGUGGUGAACGUAGAAUCGUCAUCCCAGCUCCAUACGCUUACGGUAAACAAGCUCUACCUGGUAUUCCAGCUAACUCUGAAUUGACUUUCGAUGUUAAGCUUGUCUCUAUGAAAUAA